GGAGGUGAGGCACUUCCGGUCCGAAGCUCCGUGGCCGGAUGACGUGGCUGAGCGGCCGCUGAGAGGGUGGCGGGUGUCGGAAUAGGGCCAGUUACAGCAGCCGGAGGAGGACCAGCAGGAAGCGGUUGGUAGGAGGGACUACCGAAGGAGCCUCCGCGACAUCGCCGCUGUUCGUCACGAAGUGCCAGGGCAGGAUGAGGCCGCUAACGCUGGUGCUGCUGUGUGUGUCCGUACUGUGUGUCACGGCGGAUGAACAUGAGCACACGUAUAAUGACAAGGAAGAAGUUGUUUUAUGGAUGAACACGGUGGGACCGUAUCACAAUCGGCAAGAGACAUACAAAUACUUCUCCCUGCCUUUCUGCGUGGGGACUAAGAAAAGUAUUAGCCACUACCAUGAAACUUUAGGGGAAGCUCUUCAGGGAGUGGAGUUGGAAUUUAGUGGCUUGGAUAUUAAAUUUAAGGAUGAUGUCAUGCAGACAAGUUAUUGUGAAAUUGAUUUGGACAAAGCCAAGAGAGAUGCAUUUGUUUAUGCAAUCAAGAACCACUAUUGGUACCAAAUGUAUAUUGAUGAUCUACCAAUCUGGGGUAUCGUAGGCGAAGCCGAUGAAAAUGGAGAAGAUUAUUAUCUUUGGACUUACAAAAAACUAGAAAUAGGUUACAACGGGAAUCGUAUUGUAGAUGUAAAUCUUACCAGUGAAGGAAAAGUCAAACUUGUCCCAAACACCAAAGUCCAGAUGUCGUACUCUGUUAAAUGGAAGAAAUCUGAUGUUCGAUUUGAGGAUCGUUUUGAUAAAUACCUCGACCCUUCAUUUUUCCAGCACAGAAUACAUUGGUUUUCAAUCUUCAAUUCUUUCAUGAUGGUUAUUUUCCUGGUGGGCUUGGUGUCCAUGAUUUUGAUGCGCACCUUAAGGAAAGAUUAUGCUCGAUACAGUAAAGAAGAAGAAAUGGAUGAUAUGGACAGAGAUUUGGGUGAUGAAUAUGGUUGGAAACAGGUCCAUGGUGAUGUUUUUAGGCCAUCAAGUCAUCCACUAAUGUUUUCGUCUUUGAUUGGAUCCGGGUGCCAGAUCUUUGCUGUAUCGCUCAUUGUAAUCAUUGUUGCCAUGAUUGAAGAUCUAUACACAGAGAGGGGAUCCAUGUUAAGUACAGCUAUAUUUGUCUAUGCAGCAACAUCUCCGGUAAAUGGCUAUUUUGGAGGAAGCCUUUAUGCUAGGCAAGGAGGUAGAAGAUGGAUAAAGCAAAUGUUUAUUGGAGCUUUCCUUAUCCCAGCAAUGGUUUGUGGGACUGCGUUCUUUAUCAACUUCAUUGCAAUGUAUUAUCACGCUUCAAGGGCAAUCCCAUUUGGUACUAUGGUUGCCGUGUGCUGCAUUUGUCUCUUUGUGAUACUUCCAUUGAACCUGGUGGGGACUAUUCUUGGUCGGAACUUGGCAGGACAGCCCAACUUCCCUUGUCGCGUCAAUGCUGUCCCACGUCCCAUUCCAGAGAAAAAAUGGUUCAUGGAGCCGGCUGUCAUCGUUUGCCUGGGUGGCAUUUUACCUUUUGGAUCCAUUUUUAUUGAAAUGUAUUUCAUUUUCACUUCAUUCUGGGCGUAUAAGAUCUAUUACGUUUAUGGAUUUAUGAUGCUGGUGCUCGUUAUCCUCUGCAUUGUAACUGUUUGUGUGACUAUUGUAUGUACAUACUUUCUCCUUAACGCAGAGGAUUACAGGUGGCAAUGGACAAGCUUUCUUUCGGCUGCAUCAACUGCAAUCUAUGUUUACAUGUACUCAUUUUACUACUACUUUUUCAAAACUAAGAUGUAUGGAUUGUUUCAAACAUCAUUUUACUUUGGAUAUAUGGCCGUGUUUAGCACAGCCUUGGGAAUCAUGUGUGGAGCAAUUGGUUAUAUGGGAACAAGUGCCUUUGUUCGAAAAAUUUACACUAAUGUGAAAAUUGACUGAGGAAAUCCAAGAGGAAUGGGAACUUUGGAUCGGCUACUACUUUUUCUGGGGUGCGGGUGAAAAAUGCACAUUAGUGCCAGAAGAGAUUGGGUUUUAACACUGGGUACUGUGUUGGUCUCCGUUAUGUGGAUGGCUUAAAACGGCAUCUAUUUCAUUGAUCCUUGGUUCUUACUGACUGCUUUCUCCAACCGUUCGCAGAAAAUGCUUGGAUAAUAUGCAGUAAGCAUUACUACAGUACAUGGCUAAUCUUCCCAAAAACUAGCUCAUUAAAGAUGAAUAGACUAGCUCUCUUCAGUGAAGAGGACAAACAGUUUAUUUAAGGCAUUUGUUCCAUUAAAUAAAAAGAGGGAAACUUGGCUGCUCAAACUAGUUGAUUAGUAGUCUUCUUGGUACCUUCUAAAUGCUCUAGAAAUGCUGUUCCAGGAAACCUCCUUUUCUCUAAUUUUUGUUGCCACUUUAAAGAUGGGUGUUUAUAUUUUGACUGUGGUGUCCAUUAUUAUGCAGUGUUAAAUAUAGCUGCACCUGUUUUGUUACAAAAAAAAGAAAAAAAAAAUGAAAGAAAAAAAAAAUCCCUUGUACGUAAUAACCUUCCAUAUAAAUGGACCAGUUUCCCACAUAUUUAUCUCUGAAACAAAUGAAAUGGCAGUCCAGAAAUCAAUAGAAUGAAAUAGGAAAACAGGUGUUCUUUCCACUGCAAUUUAUUGUAUAACUGAAUGGGAAAACAGUUGAAGAGAUUGUUUUGUUUUUUUUAACCAUUUUCAGGUCUAGAUUAAAAAAAAAAAGAAAUCUUUUAACAAAAUUCCAAUGUAAUGUCCGUAGAUUCAAAUUAAUUUUGUUUCCAUGUGUUUUGGUUUUUUUUCGGUCGAGGGGGAGGGCCUCAACAAAGGCAUUUUUUCUUAAAAUGUAAAAGGGGAGUUGUAUAUAACAUUAAAUAAUGUAACUUAGGUUUAGAUCCCAAUGUAUUUGGAUGUACAGGUUUACUACAGAGUACUUUUUUCUGACAAUGGUUCAUUGUAUAAAAUCUGUGGAGUCCGGUGGCUUUUACAUCUUGCUUGCCAUUGCAUGAGGCUAUGGUUUUCUCAAUGAUGUGUGUAUGUUAGCUUUUUCUUUCCUCUGAAGCUCCUACAUGAAAUGUCAAAUUUGUAAUUUAGAAACAUCUAAUUUUUUGUUAAUCCUGUCUGGACACUUGUGAAACAUCUGAAGCACUGCGGCUUUAGGGUGUUCAGAAAACUGAAAUAAAAUUUUCAGACAAAUCGUCUUGCUUUAAAAA
Messenger RNA from Spea bombifrons (plains spadefoot toad), 3204 nucleotides. RefSeq names its product transmembrane 9 superfamily member 3 (gene TM9SF3). Gene Ontology annotation, biological process: protein localization to membrane. NCBI's taxonomy places the organism in Eukaryota, Metazoa, Chordata, Amphibia, Anura, Pelobatidae. Bases 195 to 1934 code for a protein of 579 amino acids. The record is from RefSeq and is a predicted model, not a curated record. The transcript is spliced from 15 exons. Gene Ontology annotation, cellular component: membrane.